GGUUUCUUGCAUGUUUCCUUGUAUCAGCAAGGUGAGUCGUCUCCACUUGGUUAUAUGGAUGUUUCGGAGCCUACACCAGUUUGGAACACUAUAAGCAUUUUUCCAACUGGUUUGACCAAUGAUGAAACCACAGGGAAGAAGUUGUUAUCAGUGGUGGGAAAAGGCAGUGGGCUUUCUUUCACAGUGCAAGUAGCCGAAGGUGCAUCAGAAAUUGCGCUUGAUGUACCACUCAAAGUCCAUGUCCAGGGAGCUAAAGUGAGUGUGUUCCAGUUCAUUCCACCUCAAGGUAUCUCUGAUAGACAACUGGACAUCACUGCCACAUCUCAAUCAGAAGUUGCUGCCUAUUUGAAGGUAUCGCAGAACUAUAAAGAUGUAGAUGUCCAGAAAGACCUUGAGAGGAUAGAUUAUAGGAAGGAAUCUCUUCGACUUUCCUUUGCAACAAAAGGACGGAUAACUUUAUCCAGAGUUUCCAUUCCCCCUCUGACCGAUUCCGUCUCCGGAUGGUUCAUUGGAAUUGGUCUGAAGAACUUAUCAGGUGACGUCAAACUUAGUGAGUCAAAAAAUGUCACUUUAAAGCUGACAAGGUCGUUUGAUUAUAGUUAUGCCACACCUAUUUGUGUCCUAUUUUUUGUAUCAUUUCCGGUUGGUAUAUUAGUGUCUAUCUUUGCGUAUUUUCUCUUCGAAGAGUCUCUUACCAAGGUCAAGGUUGGUGAAGAUGAACAGGGCAAUAAUAUUGAGUUAAAAAUUUCAUGUUGCAACCUGUGGGAGGUAAUCAUAGAUCACUGGUUUUCCUUUGGUCCAAAGACCUAUUCCUACAUCACAGGUAUCGUGGGUAAUGUGCUUAUGGUUGGUGCUUUUCAGUUUGUGUUUGCAAACUGGUAUACAAUGAUUCAGGAAGGGGACAGAGAUAAUUGUUACUACAAUGACUUUUGUUAUAGAGUUGCAUGUCAUGAUAUUCCAUUUAACUUGAUGAUAAGUAACUUGACAUACAUACUCCAUGGCCUAAUCUUAGCGGUGUGGGUACUGAUACUGGAAGCCAAGGUGAAUCUUCGUUGCAAAAGCAGAGCCCCCCAUGUUCAGGGAUCCAGGCUACCAGAACAUAUUCUGUCAUGUCCUGAAACUAACAUUCAUCAUUUGGAGGGAGGUAUUCCAGAACCCAAAAACCCCAUGGAAAGGGAAGAAAGGAAAAAAAAGGAGAACAUAUUUUUUGCCAAAGUAAUGAAAAAGAGGUACUGUUUUUCUAUUGGGUAUGCGUUUUCCUGGGGACUAGUUUUCGAGGGAUUAUUUUCUACUCUUUACCACUUCUGUCCAAGCAGGUUCACAUUUCAGUUCGAUUCGGCCUUCAUGUUUAUCAUAGCUGGUUUAACUGUGCUGUUGUUGUAUAAUGGCAUUGAGCAGAAUCGUUGUCCCUCUUCUGGAAAUGUGAAACACCCAGUUGGCGCUUCUAACUUCUUCCUUUUUUUAUUGUGCCUCUUUUUGUUUUUAACUACUUUGGUGCACUAUAUAACUCCGAUUCUGGGCUCAACAAAGUAAUGCAGGGGGUUUUCUUUGGAUUCCUGAUUAUUUGGUGGCUUAUGAUGCUUUAUUGGGCUUUUAUUAAAUUAGAUAUCCGCCAAAAGAUUUGUGGUGAUGACUAUCAAAAAAAUUUUGAUGUGUUUUUAUUCUUUUUGGGUGGCCUGAUAUUGCCCAUUGGGUUUUUUAUGGUUUAUUUGUUUAGCGAUCUGGCUCAAGUGUUUCUGUUUGCUUGCAUUGCCUGUAGCGUUGUCGCAAUCCUAGCUAAAGCUAAGCUUUGCAAAUGUGAAUGCGAGUGUGAAACAUUUUGCUCUCUUCAAGGGCUUUUUAUGGGGUUCACCUUUAUCAUUUUGGUGGCAGCUUUUGCCGUUUUUAAAUUGCUACCCACCACAAACAAAACAUCGUCGCCAGAAAACUCUCGUGACCAAAACAAAGAAUGUGUCAUUUUUGGAUUUUUCGACUGGCAUGACCUGUGGCAUUUUUUGUCUUCCUUUGCUCUCUUUAUGGGUGCAUUUGUUAUCAUGUUUAUAAGUUCUAAAGCUGAG
This is a messenger RNA of Pocillopora meandrina, 2057 nucleotides long. The record is from the annotation of a GenBank genome assembly. Lineage: Eukaryota; Metazoa; Cnidaria; Anthozoa; Scleractinia; Pocilloporidae.